GUGUGUCUGACUAGUUGGGUGUCUCAGUGUAGCUGAGUUUUUCUUUUCUCCAUUCUGCUCCCUCCCUAUAACACUCCUGAGUCCGUCCCCCGCCCCACCCCAUCGGUGUUUCUCUCUUUCGAGUAUCACUUCUCUUUCCUCUGCACUCUGCUGCCUCCCCUCCAGGCAGCGCCCUUGAACCUCUCACUCCCUGCUCCACACACACCCCUCACCCAGCACCGGAUGGACCCCCUGCCUCUGUUCCUCUACCUGUGCGCAGUGCUGGCACCAAACCAUGGAUUCAGUGUGGAUGUGGAAGGACCCAUCACCUUCCAGGAGACAGCAGCGGGCUUUGGGCAGAGCGUGGUGCAGUUCGGGAGUGCCAGCACUGGGGGACUGAUCGUCGGGGCCCCGCAGCAGAUAGGAGGCGUGAAUGAAACUGGCAAAGUCUACAAGUGCGACCCGGGUUCCAGACGCUGCCAGGAGAUCCCCAUUCAGAGACCCCCCGAUGCCAUGAACAUGUCCCUCGGUUUGUCUCUGGCGGCCCGUGGCUCUGAGUUCCUGGUGUGCGGCCCCACGGUGCACCGGGCCUGUGGGGAGAAUAUGUACGUCAACGGCUACUGCUUCCUCCUGGACCAGAGCCUCCAGCAGCUCCAGCGCAUCCCGGACAAUCUGCCAGAGUGCCCCAGACGUGCCACAGACAUAGCGCUCCUCGUCGACAGCUCGGGCAGCAUCGCACCUGUGGACUUUGGAAAAAUGAAGACAUUUGUCGCUGAGAUCAUGAAGCGUUUCCCCAGCACCGACACGCAGUUCGCCCUCAUGCAGUACUCCAAUAAAUUUGAAUUGCACUUCGACUUCAUGGCGUACAGGAGAAGUCAUCACCCCGAUCACCUUGUCUGGAGGAUUGAGCAGCUUCAUGGAACGACAUACACGGCCACAGCCAUCCGGAAAGUCGUGCGGGAGCUGUUCACCUCUGGGAGAGGCGCUCGGGAUGAGGCCACCAAGGUUCUCAUUGUGAUCACAGAUGGGGAGAAAUACAAAGACCCGCUUUCUUAUUCAGACGCCGUCCCUGAGGCUGACAAAGCUGGAAUCAUCCGCUACGCCAUUGGGGUUGGUGAGGCCUUCUCCAGUGACACUGCCCAACAGGAGCUCCAGGAGAUCGCCUCUGAGCCGACCAAUGAGCACGUCUUCCGGGUGGACAAUUUCGAUGCCCUCCAGGGUAUCCAGAACCAGCUGCAGGAGAAGAUAUUCGGUAUCGAAGGCACCCAGUCCCAGAGCGGCAGCUCCUUCCAGCUGGAGAUGUCCCAGGAAGGAUUCAGCUCCCUGCUGUCCCCUGAGGGGCCUGCGCUGGGAGCGGUGGGAGCCUAUGACUGGUCCGGUGGGAUAUACCUGUACAGGAGCAGCGGGAAGCCGAGCUUCAUCAACGUAUCCAGAACCUCCGCUGACAUGAAUGAUGCUUAUCUCGGUUAUUCAUCUCAGGUCAUCACAGCCAAUGGGCAAAGCAGCUACGUGGUCGGGGCCCCUCGCUACCAACAUGCCGGCAAAGUCGUCCUGUUCAGCCGGGAUACCAAGGGUGGGAAAUUGACACCCAGAUCAGAGGUGCUGGGAGAGCAGAUUGGCUCAUAUUUUGGGGGUACACUGUGCGCUGUGGACCUCGACAGAGAUGGGAACACGGACCUGGUUCUAAUCGGAGCCCCCAUGUACCAUACACCUCUGAAUGGGGGGCGUGUCUCUAUCUGCCUGAUUAACUGGCCGAGGGUGACGCUGAUCUGCAGGAAGACACUGCAGGGGCAGACGGGGCAGGCGUUUGGGCGCUUCGGGGCCAGCAUGUCUGAAAUCGGGGACAUCAGCGGGGACGGAUGGAGAGAUGUGGCCAUCGGGGCCCCCAUGGAGAGCGACAAUAGCGGGGCCUUGUACAUCUUCCAUGGGGAAAAGGGAGGCCUCAAUCCCCAGUAUAGACAGCGCAUCGAGGGGUCACAGUUUCCCAGCAGGCUGCACUACUUUGGCCAGGCCGCCAGUGGCGGGACAGACCUGACGGGGGACGGACUGCCAGACAUCGCGGUGGGGGCACAAGGGCAGGUCCAGCUGCUGAGGUCCCGGCCAGUGCUCAGAGUCGGGGUCUCCAUCAGCUUCCAACCCCCCACGAUCCCAACCUCAGCUUUCGACUGCCAGGGGCAGGAGCAGCUCAACACGGAAGCCAGCAGGGCAGAGGUCUGCUUCACUGUCACUAAGAGCACCAGUGACAGCCUAGGUAACAGGAUCUCCAGCAUCAUCCAGUACCGCCUGGCUCUGGACCCCGGGCGGACGAAGAUCCGAGCCGCCUUCGAGUCCACCGGCCCUGUCCUGAGCAGAGAACUGCGGCUCGGCAUCAAGACGAGAUGUGAGAUGUACCGGAUAAUGUUUCCUCUCUGCCCAGAGGACACCCUGACCCCCAUCACCCUGCGUCUCAACUACACCCUGAUAGGGGAGCCCAUCUCUACCGCUAGCAACCUCAAACCCAUCUUGAGCGAGGACUCUGCGACAGUGUCUGCAGGCUUGCUCCCGUUUCAGAAGGACUGUGGCACAGAUGACCGCUGCGAUGACCAGUUAGAAAUCUCCUUCAAUUUCUCUGGCUUGAGCACCCUGGUGGUGGGCGUCACCCCCGAACUCAACACCACCGUCUCCAUCCAGAAUCAUGGGGAGAAUUCCUACAGCACCAGUGUGCGAUUCUUCUUCCCGGCCGCGCUGUCCUACCGCCGGGUGCUGCUGCUCCAGUCUAACAGGAGGGCCGUGGCCGUUAAGUGCAGCUCGGCCGUGGGCUCCGAGGAGCAGACUCAGAGGAACAGCACCUGCCACGUCAACCACCCCAUCUUCGGGAGUGGAGCUGAGGCCGUCUUUGUCGCCACCUUCGACGUCUCCUCUGAGGCUGACCUGGGGGACAGGCUGCCGAUCACGGCCAAGGCCAGCAGUGACAAUGGCGGCCCCAUCACCGAGCGCAUGAUUCACCAGGCGGAGCUGCCGGUCAAGUACGGCAUCUUCGUCAUCCUCACCAGCCUCGAGGAGUCGACCAAGUACGUCAACUUCUCCGCCACGGAGGCAGGGACAAGUGAGCCAGUGACACAUCGGUACGAGGUCAAGAACCUGCGGCAGCGAAACGUCCCCCUCUCGGUCAUGUUCCAGUUCCCCGUGGAGCUGAGCGGGGCCCGGGUGUGGGACGCCUCUGAGGUCGUCCCCUCCAAGCCCCAGCUGGCUCAGUGCACCAGUGAGGUGGGAACGACCAGUUCAAAGGACCUUGUGAUGCAGAUGAGCGAGCGCCCCCUGCUGGACUGCUCCGUGGCCACCUGUAAGAAGAUCCGGUGCAGAAUCGCCUCCCUGGAAAUGCAGCAGCCGCUGGAGUUCAUGAUCAAAGGGAACGUCAGCUUCCAGUGGGUCUCCCAGACUCAGCAGCAGAAAGUGAGUCUGGUGAGCGAGGCCCGGAUUGAAUACGAGGAGAAGAAAUACACCCAGAAGGAGGGAUUUGUCCAGCGCCAGGUGCAGACGGUGGUGGAGCGCUCUGAGGUCUAUAACUACCUGCCCAUCAUCGUGGGCAGCAGCGUGGGGGGCCUGAUCCUGCUGGCUCUCAUCACUGCAGCCCUCUACAUGCUCGGCUUCUUCCAGCGCCAGUACAAGCAGAUGAUGGAGGACGCUGUGGAGGACGAGGGGCCUGGCCCGACCCAGAGCGCCUCCGCUGGCAACCCCCCUGCUUCCGAUGUCCCAAAACAAUAGCCCUCCAUGUGCCAACACCCCCAGCUUGGCCUCCCUCUGGGCUGCUCCAGAUUCAGCCCCGCCCGCUUAUGUUGGUCAUUGGACACCCUCCCACUAACAAAAUGCGUCCUCGUGCCAACUAUAGCCAAUUGUUACAGAAAUUAGGCUUGGCCGAAUUCUCUUUGUCUUUUUAUAAUUUUGAUGGAAAAUGUUGCUAUUUAUUUUAGGCCUUUUUUUAAAGUUCCAUCGAUUUUAAAUUUUGAUGUGGAAAAUUAUGGGUAUAUAAGCAUCUUUUUUUAAUCAAUUCAAAUUAUCCCAGUUGCGGGAAUUUCUGUGUGUGUGGGGGGGGUGUCGGGCCAUAUGUGGAGGUCAGACAAUUAUUUAAUGGCAGUAGAGGUUGAGAUUCAAAAAGUUAAAGCUUUGUAACUAUGCUUGGAAGGACUGGAUUUUUAUCGGGAAAUGUUGUAUUCACCACACACACACACAAACUGCUGGCAAAAUAUUUCUAUUGCUUAUAAUCAAAAUUUGCAGAUAAGCAAAGUAAGAAUAAUGCUGCUUGAGAAUUUCUUAGAGUUGGAUUUGAGGCUAUUGACUUAGCCAAGGUCUACUCUGGGUGGGGAUCGAUCUAAGAUACGCAACUUCAGCUACGAAAAUAGCGUAGCUGAAGUCGGCGUACUUAAAUCAACUUACCGCGGUGUCUUCAUGGCGCUGAAUUGACUGCUGCCACUCCCCCAUCGACUCCACUUGCACCCCUCUUGGCGGUGGAGUACCGGAGUCGACAGGAGAGCGCUCAGGGAUCGAUUUAUCGCAUCUAGACUAGAUGCGAUUGUAAUGAUGCUGGUUCUGGCGGGACCCAACUGAGGGUACCAGUUCAGGACAAAUUGCUUCAAGCAGGGCAGUUACAGCCCAAGGCUGGGGUUUUUAUGCACACCAAGGCAAACCAAACCAGCCAGACAGAGAAGACUUUGGUUUUACCCCACUGGCUAACCACAAGUCACACAAGUAAUUCCCUUAGACACUCCAAUUUCCCAGUAUCACCACCAGUGCUUCUCAUUAUGGGGAUAAAUGGUUAUGAAAACCAAUACCCCAGUAAAAGAAAAAAGGUUCUCUCGAUCCCAAAGGACCAAGCCCCAGACCCAGAUCAAUAUACAAAUCAGAUCUUACCCACAAAUCACACUGUUGCCAAUCCUUUAGAAUCUAAAAUCUAAAGUUUUAUUCAUAAAAGGAAAAAGAUACAGAUGAGAGCUAGAAUUGGUUAAAUGCAAUCGAUUACAUACAGUAAUGGCAAAGUUCUUGGUUCAGGCUUGCAGCAGUGAUAGAAUAAACUGCAGGUUCAAAUUAAGUCUCUGGAGAACAUCCCCAGCUGGGAUGGGUCUUUCAGUCCUUGGUUCAAAGCUUCAGUGUAGCAAAGUCCCUCCAGAGGUAUGAAGCAGGAUUGAAGACAAGAUGGAGGAGCUGCAGCAGCUUUUUAUAUUCUCUUGCCAUGUGGUCUUUCUUCCUUUGUCCUAAAGACAAGCUGUCCAUCACAUGGCCUGGAAAAACCUCAGAGUUCUGUCCAUAGGCAGGUCCCUGCAUAUCUGGCUGAGUCACAAGGCUUGUCUGCCUUCUCUCAAUGGGUCAUUUGUGUCACUGAUAGUCUGUAAUGGGCCAACAAGCAGGCUAGGCAGAGCUGAAACCAACUUGUCUGGAGU
Molecule: messenger RNA, 5393 nt
Organism: Dermochelys coriacea (leatherback sea turtle)
Lineage: Eukaryota; Metazoa; Chordata; Testudines; Dermochelyidae
Product: integrin alpha-D-like
Exons: 30
Coding region: 223-3723 (1166 amino acids)
Biological process (GO): integrin-mediated signaling pathway; cell-cell adhesion; cell adhesion mediated by integrin
Cellular component (GO): integrin complex; external side of plasma membrane
Molecular function (GO): integrin binding
Source: RefSeq, a predicted model, not a curated record